AUGGCCAACAGCACCAUUCCGUACAUUGGCAGCAAGAUCAGCUUGAUCUCCAACUCGAACAUUCGUUAUGAGGGCAUCCUGUACACGAUCAACACCCAGGAGUCCACCAUUGCAUUGCAGUCAGUCCGCUCCUUUGGCACUGAAGGAAGAAAGGUGCCAGAGAUCCCUCCGUCCAGUGAAAUUUACGACUUCAUCAUCUUCCGCGGUCAGGACAUCAAGGAUCUGACCGUGCUGGAAGGUAGCGGUGCGGCCCAGGGCGCCUCGCCCCAUUUGAACGAUCCAGCCAUCAUGUCCAUGAAGAAGCCCGCUGGCGGCCCUGGCAUGGAUGCACUGGGCAAGGCUGGGAAGGCCGCGCCCAAGGGUAACUACGGCUAUGGGGGUGACAGCUGGGGCACCCCUGCCAAGGGAGGCAAGGCAGGCAGAGCUGCGGACAACUUUUGGUAUGGAUCCGGCGCCCAAGCCUCGAGUGGCUGGGGAAAAAGCGAAAAAGGCGCUGGUGCAGGCAAAGGAUGGGACAAGGGCUACGACAAGGGCUACGAGAAGUCUUAUGAUGACAGAGGGUACGACAAGGGCUAUGACAGGUAUGACAAAGGUGGAUACGGAAAGAGUCUGGAGAAAGGCAAGGGAAAGCCAAUGAAAGGCGAGGAGAAGGGUGCAAAGGGCAAAGGUGAUGACGCAUAUGAGUCUUGCGAGAUGGUGCCCAUGGCUGCUGGUGUUGGCCAGCGGAGCGCAGGUGAGCGUGCCUACACGAACAACCCUGUGUGCAUCAAGAACAGGUGUGUCAACCCUCUCACGCCUGGACUGAAUGAUUUGCCGCGCCUUGCAGGUCUGGUAUGGCAGUGUUCUGGUGCAGGGGAUGUGCAGAAGUAUCUGCAAUUCUGCAAGGCGGCCGUGGACUAUGAUGCUGCUAUUCCUUCACCGGCAAACAGUAGUGUCGCUCUUGACACCGUCGUGCAAGCCCAGGAUGAAGCAGCAUCUACCAUGUUUGUCUAUCAUCUGAAUGGCCUUGGCUUCGAGACGUGGGACUUCAAGCACCAGGAGGACAGAGACAGUAAUCCAUGUGUUUAUCGCAUCUACGAACUUGUGUGCAUGACCUACUUUCCAAGAAACCAGGGGGGAUGCACAGCUGGCUCUCAGACUCCGUAUUUGAGACCCUGCAAGACAUCGUGCGAGAAUUAUCUGUCCGCUUGUGACGUGGAGUGCUGUGAUGACAGUGCACACUGCGUCUUUGAGCUGUCCUCCAAUCUUGGAGGAGGCGAGGAGAGCAAAGUUUCAGGAUAUGCUGAUUUUGAAGCUCCCUCGGCCUUUUGUACAGGCCACAGUGGGUCAAGCCGCCUGGGUGCAUCGUUCACACUACUGUUAAUGCUCUUUGGCUUGCAGGCGACUAGACUAGGCUCAGAGCGAGCGUCGCCUCGAGGAACAGAUCCAGUACUGGUCAUGCUCCUGCUUUGCGCGGCCGUUUCCUUGCAAGGUUGCAGCUUGGAGAUCCCGACUCAUGCAAGAGAAAAUUGGCGCAGACAGCCAGAUUAUCUCAUCAAGUAUGAGCAUGUCGCCCCAGGCCAGCCUCCGUCAGCAGCGAUACUCAACUCCUGUAGUGCGGGGGCAUCGUCACGGCAGGUGUGUUCGGGCCGUGGCCAAUGCGUGCCGUGGCACAGGCUCCCUCUGGCGCUUGCAGAUCCGGGCGAGAGCAUCGUGGAGCUCUUGAGACUUUUGUCCCGUUGCUGA
Messenger RNA from Effrenium voratum, 1725 nucleotides. The record is from the annotation of a GenBank genome assembly. NCBI's taxonomy places the organism in Eukaryota, Dinophyceae, Suessiales, Symbiodiniaceae.